AUGAACCCAGAUAUAUAUUCUGGGCCCCCAGAUGGGGGCUGGGGGUGGGUGAUUGUGCUGGCCAGUUUCAUGCAGUCAGCCCUGGUCUUUGGGGUCAUCCGAUCUUUCGGGGUCUUCUUUGUGGAGUUUAUGGAAUAUUUUGAGGAGCCGUCAAGUGCCACUUCUUGGAUUUCCUCCAUCACAGUGGCCACGCUGAUGUUCUCCAGUCCACUGGCAGGUGCGCUUGGUUCGCGAUAUGGAGAGCGUCCCGUUGCCAUCGCUGGAGGGUUCCUUUUGGGCCUCGGUCUGCUUUUAUCCUCGUUCGCCACCAGCCUGGCUCAGCUGUACAUCUUCAUCGGUGUAUUCACAGGAAUCGGUGGCAGUUUUGCCGUCACUCCUUCCUUGGCUUUGCUAGCUCGGUAUUUCAACCGCCGCCGCACCAUAGCCAACUCCUUGGCCCUUUCUGGCGCUGGCAUCUCUUCGCUGGCAUUCUCGCCCCUCUUCCAGCUCCUGGUGGAUUCCUAUGGCUGGCAGGGGGCCCUCCUAAUUUUGGCAGGCAUGGCCUUCAACCUGAUGGUUUGUGGUGCCCUCCUUCGCCCACUGCCCUUGACCAAGAAUGACACAUUGGUGCCUCUGGAACGGGAGAGCCAGUCAAGGCGGCUGGCAUCCCUCUUUGGGCUGCAUUUGUUCUGCCACCGACCCUUCAUGACCUUCAGCGGGGCCGGAGUGCUGAUUACUGCUGGCUACUUCAUACCCUUCAUCCACCUCGUGCCUCACGCUAGGGAGCUGGGCUUUGACGAAUAUCAAGCUGCCUUCCUCAUCUCGGCGGUGGGCAUUGCUGACAUUGGUGGGCGCAUCACUGCCGGCUGGCUGGCUGGCUGCACUUCCCUUCACCUCCUCCACCACCUCACCAUCUGGGCCCUUCUGACGGGCAUCUCCGUGCUGGCCGUGCCCCUGGGACGCAGCUAUGGGGUGAUGCUGGCCAUCAGCAUCUGCUACGGGUUCCUGGCCAGUGCAAUCAUCCCGCUCAAGUUCUCCAGCCUGGUGGGAAUCGUCGGCACCGGACAGAUCAUGGGAGCCAUUGGCCUGAUCCACCUGUUGGAAAGCGUUGGGGCGCUGUCAGGGCCUCCCCUUUCAGGUUGGAUCCGGGACGUGAGUGGGAGCUACGCAGCCUCUUUCCUGGCAGGAGGCUUCUUCCUUGUUGCCGGAAGCUUGUCUCUUCUCCUCUUGCCAGACUACUUUGCCUGCCAAUCCCACAACCCUCCACAACCCCAGGAAGGGCAUAAACAGGAGGAUUUGCAGGAUCCCAGCCAGGAAAAUGGAGUUUGCUCUGCCUAG
Messenger RNA from Rhineura floridana, 1317 nucleotides. Its product is annotated as monocarboxylate transporter 13-like. The coding region runs from base 1 to 1317 and encodes 438 amino acids. Gene Ontology annotation, molecular function: monocarboxylic acid transmembrane transporter activity. The transcript has 4 exons. The record is from RefSeq and is a predicted model, not a curated record. Gene Ontology annotation, biological process: monocarboxylic acid transport; transmembrane transport. Lineage: Eukaryota; Metazoa; Chordata; Lepidosauria; Squamata; Rhineuridae.